Molecule: messenger RNA, 952 nt
Organism: Malaclemys terrapin pileata
Lineage: Eukaryota; Metazoa; Chordata; Testudines; Emydidae
Gene: SPAG8
Product: sperm associated antigen 8
Exons: 7
Coding region: 29-922 (297 amino acids)
Biological process (GO): positive regulation of transcription by RNA polymerase II
Cellular component (GO): cytoplasm; nucleus
Molecular function (GO): microtubule binding
Source: RefSeq, a predicted model, not a curated record
AGGCGCAGAAGUGAUUGGCAGACCCGCGAUGGAGCGAGAGCGGCCGCGCGAGGACGGGACCCCGCAGGGGUCAGAUCUUACAGAGCAAGCCUUGCUGCACAGCCAGGGAGAGCUGCCAGGGAGCAACGGAGAGACGCCGUUCAAUGUGGCUGAGAUGCCGCCCUGCCACAGAGAGCAAUCGCCUUGCAUGGCAGAGACGCCUGGAGAAAUGCCACCCAGCAACGCUGAGAUGGAGCCCUGUCUGGUUGAGAUGCCACCCUGCCAUGGAGAGCCGGGGGGCAGCCUUGGAGAACUGCUGCCCUGCGUGGUCGAGAUGCUGCCCAGCAAGGCUGAGAUGCCUGAGGAGCAACCGAGGCUUGUGUCCCGAGGGAAAUGCCUAGUCCAUAACUGGCAGGAAGAGAGAGCCACGAACGAGCUGGAUCAAGUGCCGAGUCCAGAGCUGGGCAGCGAGGGCUUCUUCUACCGGCACGGGCACCGCGGGCUGCUCACCCUCCAGCUCCUCUCGCAGCUGGCCGACAGCACCACCAUGAAGGAUUCCUACCGCAGGCCCCGGAGGACCGGGCUGCCUGUGAGAGGGCAGCGGGAGGCCAUGCUGGAGUUAAUGCUGUACCAGAAAUACAGGAAGGAGACCCUGACGGAGCUUUACCCUCCCGCCGGGCCCAUGGAGUCGCUCUCCACCACCCACCGGCACUACUGCAAGGAGGGCUUCCAGCCCGUGCUGCCGCCCCCCAGCAGGCCCCACGACUAUCGCCUGGAGCAGCCCCACACCUUCUGGCUGGAGAGCGCCCACCAGCUGCCUGGCGUCUCCAACAUCCGUACCAGCGACACCCCCUUUAGGAGGAACGCGACCUUCACCACCCCGAUCAGCGAGUACCUGGACCAGCCCCUGCCCUACGCCCCAGAGAACUACCCCAAACUCUAGGCCCCGCAGGGCAAUAAAGAGUGGACGGGA